Sus scrofa (pig) is the source of this 788-nucleotide messenger RNA. NCBI's taxonomy places the organism in Eukaryota, Metazoa, Chordata, Mammalia, Artiodactyla, Suidae. The record is from RefSeq and is a predicted model, not a curated record.
UGGAGUUUUUGGCGAAGGGUCGGAGUGUGGAGCGGGUCCUUUGAGCAACCAGAGGAAAGAGGUCCGGAAGGGGGGGGGUGAAGGGGUGAGCGCUGGGAGGGUGGAGGGGGGCGGGGCCCGGCGGGCCUGCGUGGUGGGGGUUGGCGUGCGUGCGUGGGGCAGAGAGGAGAGCGGAAGGGAUUGCGGAGAGACGCUGGCAGGCGCGGUGGGAGAGAGAAUGACUCACAAGAAGUUGAAGAUCUCCAAUGAUGGAUUGCAGAUGGAGAAAGAUGAAAGCUCUCUGAAGAACAGCCAUACCUCAGAGAGGUUUAGUGGCACAGGGUGCUAUGGGGCAGCAGGAAAUAUAUUCAUUGGCAGUGGCUGCCACUAUUGGGAGGUGGUCAUGGGUUCCUCCACAUGGCAUGCAGUUGGAAUUGCCUACAAAUCAGCUCCUAAGAAUGAAUGGAUUGGCAAGAAUGCCUCCUCAUGGGUCUUUUCCUGAUUCAAUAAUAACUUCAUAGUGAACAUAACAGUAAGCAAAUGCUGGUGGAUGUACACCCACAGUUGAAAUGUCUGGGUAUCCUUUGGAUUAUGAUUCUUUCUAUACUAUUCUAUGGUCAAUAUUUAAAUAAAAGUAGUUUGGUUGCAUUUAAAUACAAAUGAUUAUAUGGUACUCACUGGCAAUUAUUCUGUUAAAAUUGUAACUAAUGUGAUCACAUUUCCAGGAUUAAGCUAUUCUAUUUCUUUUUUUCCUCUAAAUUGUUAACACAAAUUAUGUAAACUGGAUUAAACACUUAGGAAAGUAAAAA